Messenger RNA from Saccostrea echinata, 776 nucleotides. RefSeq names its product fatty acid-binding protein, adipocyte-like. Gene Ontology annotation, molecular function: fatty acid binding. Bases 92 to 514 code for a protein of 140 amino acids. Gene Ontology annotation, cellular component: nucleus; cytosol. Gene Ontology annotation, biological process: fatty acid transport. The transcript has 4 exons. Lineage: Eukaryota; Metazoa; Mollusca; Bivalvia; Ostreida; Ostreidae. The record is from RefSeq and is a predicted model, not a curated record.
GGCCGGCAAUGAGCUUCAACUGAAUGUCUGUCUAUAAAUUGUAGAAAUCAUCAUCUGAAAUAUAAUAAACAAAUAUAUUUACAAAUAAAUCAUGGCUGGAUUACAGCAAUAUGUGGGUUGCUGGCAGGAAGUGUCCAAAGAGGGAUUUGAGGAAAUGGCUGACGCUUUAGGUUUACCGGCUGAUAAGAAACAGAUGUACCAUGACGCGAGGACAACUAUAUCCUAUGCUGUAAAUGGGGAUACAGUGACCAUUAAUGUGGGUCUUGUUGGGGCACCUGCUGGAAGACAAUUUACCUUUAAGUUAGGGGAACCUUACGACUCUGCAGACUUAGACGGUUCUCCAAUGAAGAGUCUUGUCAAAUUAGAAGGUGAUAAACUCAUAGAGAAACAUACAAAUGAGAAUUUACAUGGAGCAGAAAUGAACAUCAAACGAUGGUUAGAGAACGAUACCAUGAUGGUGCAAACCACCUGUAAUGGAUUGUCGAUGUUAUCCAAGUACAACAAAGUUGCUUGACCAAAUUCAAAUAUGUUCACAUCUCUAGGAGAAAGUGAAAACUGACCAAGCACAAAUAUCGCAUGUCAUGAUAGGACAAUUUUCCGAGCGAGUCCGUUUGUAUUAGCUGUUGUGUUUUGUGCAACAUUGAAUGUCCAUUGCUUUAUACAAGGAUGUCGACAAGGCAUCCCUUAUAAUCUAGGUUCAGUCUCUGCUUAAAGCACAUUGCAUUCAUUGUCCGUGUAAUUCUUUUGAAAUAAAAUGGUAUAUAAUACCGUUUAAA